AUGCCUACUGAGAUUCCUGGACCCCGUGGAGUUCCGCUCCUUGGUAAUGUUUUUGAUGUCAACCCCAACGAGACAUGGAACUCGCUGAACAGCUUGGCCAAGCAAUUUGGCUCUAUCUUCAAAAUCAAUGCCCUGGGACAUGAGAUUGUCUUCAUCGGUAGUGUCGCACUGCUCGAGGAGAUCUGCGACCAAACCCGGUUCCGCAAGUGUGUGACAGGCCCAGUUGUGGAGAUCCGAUAUGCCGUGCACGACAGUCUGUUCACAGCCUACGACAGCGAAAAAAGCUGGGGAAUUGCACAUCGCAUUAUGAUGCCUCACCUCACCCAAUCCGGGACCGACAACCUUUUCGGCGACAUGGCCGAGGUCAUCCCAGAUCUCACAAAGAAAUGGAGCUCAGGCACCAAGAAGCGCACUCUGCUCACAAAAGACCUCGACCGUCUACUGCUCGCAUCCUGCAAGAAGUGUUUCUUCAAUCAGCGCGUGCAUGUGCUCGAGGGUGAAGAACCACCCAUGCUCAACGCCAUGGACGGCGCCACCAUGGAGGCGAUGAAGCGCCCCACCCGCCCUAAGCUGCUGAACUGGCUGUACCAGCGCCGCUUCGAGAAGGACACCAAAACCAUGCGCGACUUCUCAGCCGAGGUGAUCAAGAUCCGGAGAGAAAACCCGGAGACUGCCCGGAAGGACAUCCUCGACGCCAUGCUCAACGGCAGCGACCCCGAGAGCGGCGAGAAGCUCACCGAGUCACAAGUGAUCGAUGAGAUCAUUUCCUGCUUCAUCGGUGCCGCCACAGCCCCCAACCUCGUCUCCUACGCUCUGUACUAUCUCAUGAAAAACCCAGCCGAGAUCACCAAGGCACAGGAGGAGAUCGACCGCGUCGUCGGCGACGGCAAGAUCGAUCUCGAGCACCUCAAAAGCCUGAACUAUGUCGAGGCCAUCCUCCGCGAGUCGAUCCGACUCUCCGCCCCCGCCCCCGGCUUCAACAUUGAGCCCAUCCCCUCGGACGACAAGAGCCCCAUCUUGCUCGCCGGUGGCGAGUACCAGAUCGCUCACAACCAGCCCAUGAUCGCCGUCCUCAGCCAAGUGAACCGCGACCCAGCCGUCUUCGAAGACCCCGAGGCUUUCAAGCCCGAGCGUGUCUACGGCGAGAAGUGGGAUCAGCUCCCUGCUGCCGCGAAGAAGGGCUUCGGUAAUGGCAAGCGUGAGUGCAUUGGUAAGCUCUGGGCUUGGCGCUGGUCGUUCUUCACUCUGGCUAGCAUUCUCAAGGAUACCAAGUUCGAGUUGGCGGACCCUAACUACAAGCUUGAGUCCAACGGCGCUUUCAGUAUUAAGCCGCUUGAGUUCUACGGUCUCGUUAGCCCCCGUAAGUAA
Messenger RNA from Penicillium antarcticum, 1368 nucleotides. RefSeq lists its product as uncharacterized. Gene Ontology annotation, molecular function: heme binding; monooxygenase activity; oxidoreductase activity, acting on paired donors, with incorporation or reduction of molecular oxygen. Lineage: Eukaryota; Fungi; Ascomycota; Eurotiomycetes; Eurotiales; Aspergillaceae. The record is from RefSeq and is a predicted model, not a curated record. Bases 1 to 1368 code for a protein of 455 amino acids. The transcript has 2 exons.